Messenger RNA from Pogona vitticeps (central bearded dragon), 2646 nucleotides. RefSeq names its product BUD13 spliceosome associated protein (gene BUD13). Gene Ontology annotation, molecular function: RNA binding. Gene Ontology annotation, biological process: mRNA splicing, via spliceosome. Gene Ontology annotation, cellular component: RES complex; U2-type spliceosomal complex. Lineage: Eukaryota; Metazoa; Chordata; Lepidosauria; Squamata; Agamidae. The record is from RefSeq and is a predicted model, not a curated record.
CGUCUACUUCCGCUUCCGGGCGCUAGGGGAAGAUGGCGGCGGCAGCAGCUUCGGCUCCGGCUCCGUCGUCGGGUCUCUCGAAGGCCGAGUACCUCCGGCGGCGCUACCUGGAGGCCGGCGGGGCCGAGGCGGGGAAGAAGCGGCGCAAGAAGAAGCCGACGGCGCGGCAGCCUGGGAGCCACGCGGGGAAGGAGCUGCCCGUGGGCCGGAUGCGCAUUGUGGAUGAUGAUGACACAAGCUGGAAAAACACUCUGGUUGAGCAAGAGAAGGAUGAUGACGAGGGGGAUGAUGGAGACUUACCGGUGGUGGCAGAAUUUAUUGACGAGCGGCCAGAAGAAGUUAAGCUGAUGGAAGCGUUCCGAACCAGUAACAAGUGGAAACUGUUGGGAGGUCAGAAUGAAGACUCAUGGGGUUCUGACGUUCCUGUCCUUAUGAAAUCAACAGAUAGUUCAGAAGACUCAAAGCAAAACAAGCAAAAGCAUUUGCUAGAUCGGUCUCCACCCAGGAGGGGCCGACACGACUCUCCUGAUCAGUCUCCACCCAGGAGGGGCCGGCACGACUCCUCCGAUCAGUCUCCACCCAGGAGGGGCCGGCAUGACUCCACCAAUCAGUCUCCACCCAGGAGAGUCCGCCAUAACUCAUCUGAUCAGUCUCCCCCCAGGAGGGGCCAUGGUGACUUACUCGAUUUGUCUCCCAGAAGACAUCGUUCUGUAUCUAGUAAAAACAAUGGCAGAACUUCGAGCAGAGGUGAACAAGAACGCUUGUCAGGUGAACACUCAGCUUCUCAGAAGCGCCAAAAGGCUGGUGAUUCUUCUUUACCCCCCUGGAAGAAAGCACGUGGUGCUGAGGCCGAUGCUUUGCUGUCUCAGAAGCAGGCUUCUCCUAGAAUCUCUCCGGCCAAAAAGGAGCCCCAUCCAAGAAAGCGUCAUAGACAUGAUUCAGGGUCCAGUUCUGGUUCUACUUCGCGGCGGCAGCGGCGGAGUGUCAGAGCUUCCUCAGGCUCAGAUCUCUCCCCCCCACGUUCCGUUCACAAGACGGGCUCGCAUCUCCAAAAUCCCUCUUCAGAUCUUUCUCCGCCCAGAAGGAAUCGGCCCAAGUCUCCGGAUUCUGAUUUAUCUCCUCCGCGGAGGGGCCAGGAAGGCAAUAAGAAGUUGCCCGAGUCCAGGAGCCCCCUUGACUCCUCUCCGCCUCAUCGGGCCAGGGAUGCCAAAGGAAGGGGUGACAGUCAGCAGGGCUCUCAGAUGCUGUCAGGAGGCAAAGCUGGCUUGGUGUCGGCAGAAUUGUUGAGGAAGGAACAGCAGGAGCUCAAAAGGCAGGGUGGCGGCAGCAGCAAGCACUUGGAAGCUGAAUCACGGCGCGCAGAAACCAUUUUCAGGGAUAAGUCAGGCCGCAAGAGGGAUCUGAAGCAGGAGCGGCUGGAACAGCAGAAGAAAGCCGAAGAGAAGUCCGAGCGAGAUGAGCAGUAUGCCAAGUGGGGGAAGGGGCUGGCCCAGAGCCGGCAGCAGCAGCAGAACGUGGAGGAUGCCGUGAAAGAAAUGCAGAAGCCCCUGGCUCGGUACAUCGACGAUCAGGACCUGGACAAGAUGCUGCGCGAGCAGGAACGCGAAGGGGACCCCAUGGCCGAUUUCAUCAGGAAGAAGAAGGCAUCCAAGGAGAGGAAAGAUACCAAAGAAAAGCCACGAUAUAACGGACCAGCACCCCCGCUCAAUCGGUUUAACAUCUGGCCUGGAUAUCGCUGGGAUGGAGUUGACAGGUCCAACGGGUUUGAGCAGAAGCGCUUUGCCAGAAUUGCAAGCAAGAAGGCGGUGCAGGAGUUGGCCUACAAGUGGAGUGUGGAGGACAUGUGAUGGCGGUUCGGCGGGCCUGAGAUAGCAGGGAGCUUCCACACGGUGAUAAGGCUGCUGCUGAGGGUUUUCUCUGGCCCUGUACCCAGUGACGGGGCUCAUCGCCCAGGUUCCAAAGGAAGGGCACAGAAACAGCUGUCCGUGUCUGGCCAGACAGAAGGAGAGUCUCUUCGGAGGGCAGGACGGCAUCGGCCAGGGCGGGGAAACCUGGAUGGAAGCUGAUGGAGGUCCAGCACAGCUGAAAGAAGCAGCCCGUCCUCUUCAGCUGUGCCCCAAACCAGAGGAGCGCUUCGGAUGGAGUCCUUUACCUGAAAACCUUCCUUUGGUGCCGCAGGGUGGGAGGCUUGGACUGCCCUGCUUGGCACCUCUUAAAGGAUGUUGUGGUUGGCAAUGAGAGUUUGCGGUGCCAGGAAGGACGGACGGCACAUCCUGGACCUUUUCCCUCUUGCUCCUGUGGAGGGUGUGGGUUGAGGGUGGGCAGGGGGUCAGCUUGCAUUUCCACAGCCUUUCUCUGAAAGAGGGCGGUGGCGCCCGGCCACUGCUUUCUCUGUUUAUACGUUUUGCCAGUGACCAAACGGAAAGUUACCAGACAGAGUUUAAAAAUCUUGCGUUUCUCCCAGAAACCCCUGUCUUCUUUGAAGCGCUUUGAUGGGAACUCUCAUCCAGUACAGAGGAGCCAAAUGCAAAGACUUUUUAAUGAAAAGCAGUAGCUUUUGCAGAGCGGGAGGGCUUUCUUACUUCCUUUGUAAUUUGGAUAUUGGUCAUAACACUUUGUAAUGAACAUGCUCCUUUUUUUAUUGAA